Salmo salar (Atlantic salmon) is the source of this 4752-nucleotide messenger RNA. RefSeq names its product riboflavin kinase. Gene Ontology annotation, biological process: riboflavin biosynthetic process; FMN biosynthetic process. Gene Ontology annotation, cellular component: mitochondrion. Gene Ontology annotation, molecular function: riboflavin kinase activity. The record is from RefSeq and is a predicted model, not a curated record. Lineage: Eukaryota; Metazoa; Chordata; Actinopteri; Salmoniformes; Salmonidae.
CACUGAGCAUUAUCGACUUCAUGCACGUAGGCUAAAGUAUAAAAACACCGAGCAGUGUCGACCUCAAUUACAAAUUCAAAUAGGCUAAAUUAGCUAGGUACUUGACCAAAGCGCAACAGGGUGAAGAGCGAAGUAUCUCAAACUAACGUUACCUAGCUAGUUUAGCUAAAUGAAUUGUUCUGUCAUUUUCGCCGGUCAAUAAGCAUUAAAGUACGAACUUUGGUCCUUGUUGGAAUUGCUGGGAAGAAUCUCUUGUCAGUGGUUAGCUAACUAGUUGUCUUUAGUUUCGAGGUCAUCCUCACCAGUGUGUAUCGAGUUAGCUAACGUUACAGCACGCUUUGUAGAGGCUUGACUAGGUAGCUAACUACACAACUCGUUAAUAAUUUAGCUAACGUUAGUUGAAAGUCGUCUCCAGUUGGAGAAGAGCAGACAUGAAGCAUCUUCCGUAUUUCUGCAAGGGGGAAGUCGUUCGAGGAUUCGGGCGAGGAAGCAAAGAACUAGGGAUUCUCACAGCCAACUUCACAGAUUCUGUGGUGGAGCUCCUGCCUGGCGACAUCAGCACAGGGAUCUACUAUGGCUGGGCGUGCGUGGGCAGCGGAGACGUCCACAAGAUGGUGAUGAGCAUCGGCUGGAACCCCUACUACAACAACGCCAAGAAAUCCAUGGAGACUCAUGUGAUCCACACGUUUAAAGAAGAUUUCUAUGGACAGAUCCUCAGUGUAGUCCUGGUGGGAUACAUCCGUCCAGAGAGGAGCUAUGAUUCACUUGAUGCCCUUAUAGCAGCGAUCAACAAUGACAUUGAGGAGGCCAAAAGAAAGCUGGACCUCCCAGAACACCUCAAACUCAAAAAGGACAACUUCUUCAGAGCCUCUGCCAGCUCGUCCAUGACGUCGUCCAACAAGAUCGUGAAUGGCCAUGACCUCUAAUCACGCAAGACGUUCACUCUCGCAUUACUCAUCACUCGGUAAAGUCGGUGUCACAAGUAUCCAUCCAAAUGUAAUUUUUCACUAGGCCUAGUGACCUGGCCGGCAGAGGCCUUGCUUGUAUUUUAGUGUGUCGCAAACAUGAACCACUGAAGUUAAGGAGUGCCAUGAUUACUUCAUCAAAAAGAGCCAAGUUAUUCUUUAUUUAUUGUUUCUUCCCAACACUGCUUUGGGUGUUUUCCAUUGCAGUUGAAUGACUGGGUGGUUGACAACUAAUGGGCUCUCCUGUCUGUUAUGCUCUGCUCCCUCUCUCCCUCUCUCUCUGUGAACAUUACCAAAGGCCAAUAUGUUACUUUUUCUAUCCUCUGUAGAUUUGUUGUGAGGAUACAAUCUGGCUAUCAUUGUAGCCGACCUGACCUGAAGCUACAUUAGACUAUGGUCAUGUUCAUUAGGGCACACAACCAAAUACACUUCACAAUUGGACAAGUUUGGUGCCUAAUGACAUGAUCCUGGUAAUGUGCAACUCCAGGAACUGAAUGUGUGUUGAGAGGAGCCCUGUGCCACCAAACCCACUGCUAAAGGUGGCAGGUAGCCUAGUGGUUAGAGCGUUGGUCAAGUAACUGAAAGGUUGCUGGUUCAAAUAACUGAGCAGCUGAGGUGAAAAAUCUGUCGGUGCCCUUCAGCAAGGCACUUAACCCUCACUUGCUCCAGGGACGCUGUACUAAUAUGGCUGUCCCUGUAAAACACUGUUCCCUGCACCUGUCCAGCGUAUGUGACAAUGUCCUUUUGAAAUGAGUGGUCAUUUUGUAUUGUUUAGAAUUGGGGUUCAGUCUCAUGGCUUUGCACUUAGUUUUUCCUCCUUUUCAUAUCCGGGUGUAUUCAAAAUGUCUGCCUUGAAGCAGAGAAGUCCUCAAUAUCUUGCAUUUGAUCUAGGCUAAAUAGUUGUAUUAUACACUGAAUUCAUCCUCAUUUUAUUUGCGAAACUGAUGUUCUUAUUUAACCUACACAAACUGCAUGGUUGGCUAAAGACAUGCAGUUUCAGAUUUUCUUAAUUUGUAUAAUUCCUCAUUGGUCAAAUCCAGCAUUCUCCCACCCCAGCAAUGAGGGCCAUUUUAUUUAACAGUGAAGAUUUGUCUGAAAAAUGUUAAAUGGCGCCACUUAACUGAAUGUUUUCAGAAUAUUGUUUUUACUGAGUUAACCUUGUUUGGACCCUCAUUCUACUGAGAUAAGCACUGAUAUGGUACAAGAGAAGGCUGAAGCCUUGUUCACACUGCAGGCCUUGGUGCUCAAAUCACUUUUGUUUUGGAGUACGGACUGUCCAAACAGCAAGUUACAAGUGACCAAAUCAGAUUUGUGUGUUCAGACCGCAGUCAUUUGCUGACAUGACUACGCUAGUUGUUACUAUGACAACGGGUUUGUGAGCAGUGGUGUAGGCUGAUUUGUUGGUGGUGCUCAUGCUUCCGAUCACUCAGAAGUUAUGUAGCAAGCUAAGGUGACACCAAUGCCUGCCAUGGACAUUUCCCAUUUGCUUUGAAUGUUCAAAAUCCUAGUGCAUGAACACUUUUUUAAAAGCUCAAAGGAUAAGACGAUCCAACUUUCAUAGUAAGUCCUUUUUUGGCUAGCCACGGCAGACAACUAGCUAGGUAGCUCUUUAGCUUUCUUGCACAUUUACUAAUUUGUUUGUAAACCAUUAAGCUAGUUAGCUACAUGUUCUUUUCAACCGCCAACCGAGUAGUUGGCAAACAACGACAUGCCAAAUAAGUGUUAAAACAAAUAAACACGAGGGCAAGUACAUCAGAUUUGUAGCUGAUUUCAAACCACCUAUGAAGGUGGUUUGAAAUGUGGCUUCAAAUAUCUGAUUCCAUGUGCUUUUUGGCUGUUCAGACUGCAAGGGGGGGAAAAAUUAUCAAAUCGGAUAUGCAAAAAAUACAAUUGAUUUGAGUCACUUCAAACUGCCAAUAUGAUGAACAAUGCUUAAGUCCAAGGCUCUGAUUCUCUGCAGAUGGAUGUGGUGGGCAUGUGUGCGUUUUUCUUCGUCCCCUGAUGAAAUGAGUGUCGAGCAUGCGUAUGUAGUGCUUUUCUAAUAAGUUGUUCAAAAUGAAUUGUGAGCUAAUGUGAUUUGAAUGUAUUUGAGAAGCUACUUUUGACAGAGGAAACAAUAUGGCUGGUGUUAUUAAUAUAUGUUUACGUAGACCAAAUCUGUGAAUAUGUUCCCCCUCUUCAGAUUUUGAGCUUUGUUCCUUAAAAAGAUGCGUAUUGACCUUUUCUAUUGCAGGAUACCUUACAGUCCCCUCCACCCAUACCCAGAAAAUGUACUGGGGUAAGCAAUUGAUAUGCAUAAGUAAAUGGUGUACAAUAUUCAACAAUGAUGUAUUGAAAGCUGUGGGAUGGGGAUCGGUCUCUACCAUUUAAAAAGGCCAGGGGGAAAGUUUUCUCUUGGUUAAUUUAUGGUUACUGUUUGGUUAGAACAUGGACUCGGCGCCAGUUGUUGAGGGAUUUUUGUGUUCCCCAGACUUAUAUGCCUGAGUGGUUAGCAGUACUAUACCUUAGUACCACAGAAGGACAUAGACCUACAUAUGGUUUUUCAAACUUAUACACAGCAGAAUCUGUGUUAAUGUAAACCCAGUGUGCUCAUUGUCUGUCUUAUCUGACUUUCCCUGUCAUUAGCCUGUGCAGGGUUUCUUAAACUCGGUCCUGGGGCCCCCCCAGGUACACUUAUCAUGCAAUGCUAGCUAUCGCCUUAGUAGUGUAGUCAUGGGUGUCUCCUGGGAGGGGUAAGAAUGUGCUGAAGCCCCCUCGAGAGCCUAGCACCCCCAAUAAAUAUUGUAUUAUUACAGGCAACACUACACAAUGACCGUGAAACAUUCUUUGGUGCCACCACUGACUAGUUAAACCUACAAUAUACAGUAAGAGAACAUGACUCAACAAGGGCCAUUCUAAUGUUCCUCUGUGUCCCCCCAACUCCAGUGUUGAGUUGUUUUAAUGGUAUUACUCUGAAUGCCAGGGUUGUGUUCAUCAGGUCAGUAGCUGGUUUAUUCAUGUUUUUGGUUUAUGUGGCUCAUCUGGUCAGACCCCUAUUGAAAUGUUUCCCCAUGAUUUCACGUUUUGGUAGGACUACAGCUGUGUCUGGGUGUGUUUUGUCCUCUAUGUACAUAACGGUCAGAUGUUCUAUAAAUCAGUGCAGCUAGAAGUGCUCAUUAAACUGUCAAAACAACAUGGCUUAUAUUUGAUCAAGUACUAUGCACUAGUGUUGGAUUAGGCAACUGUACUCGGAGGCAUCUGGUAGUAAUAGUAGUAGGCUUGCUCUCCAGUUUGGCACCACAACCCUGAGCCAACAUGAUCUCAUAUUAAACAAGGGAAACGUCUAGCUCAGUCGAGACCGCGCUUAGUAGAAUCAGACCAAUGUCAUUAACCAGGGUCAUCUGGUUCUUCUCCCACUGUUCUUUCACUUGUCUUCUGCCUUUUUAAACAAAGUGUGGGAUGGCAGAAUGGCCUGUUCCCAAAAUGUGCUUCAGCUGGAUAAGCCACAUCCUUAUCAAGAAUUUACCCUACCUCCAAUACAAAAUGUUAUUUUCUAGUCCUUUCAGCUGUGAAUGCAUACAUUUCACUAUUAUUUUGUAUGUGAGAGAACAUGCAAUUCUGUAAUUAUUGAAGCAUCAUGUCAUAGCUUUGGAUUUGGGGGGGGGGGGAGAAAGCAUGUAACUUUGUUUUUUUCAGUUAACCAUGGGUCUGUGUUCAGGGACCAGUCGUAUGUGUUGGGCUCGUUCAAAAUCCUGCUACUGUAUGAUCCUGCCUGACGUUGUAUUCUUAUUAAACAUGUUCAUAGAUG